Cynoglossus semilaevis (tongue sole) is the source of this 1434-nucleotide messenger RNA. RefSeq names its product sterol-C5-desaturase (gene sc5d). Gene Ontology annotation, molecular function: iron ion binding; oxidoreductase activity. The coding region runs from base 145 to 1029 and encodes 294 amino acids. The record is from RefSeq and is a predicted model, not a curated record. Gene Ontology annotation, biological process: lipid biosynthetic process. The transcript is spliced from 5 exons. Lineage: Eukaryota; Metazoa; Chordata; Actinopteri; Pleuronectiformes; Cynoglossidae.
GAUGAGAUUCGGAACUCUGAUUAGUUGCCCUUGCUGUGACGUAACAGCUAACUUGUCGGUGAUUGGCUGUCAGGUCAGCUUUAGCGCUGCACACAUCCCUUUAUCGCUGUGGUCCGGAAACAGCAGCCAGCAAAAGAUUCCACUAUGGAUCUGGUGCUGAAUGUUGCCGAUCAUUACGUCCUCACCCCGUACGUGUACCCAGCGUCGUGGCCUGAGGAUGGCACCCUGCGGCAGAUUAUUAGCCUCCUGGUGCUGACCAACCUUGGGGCUGCCAUCCUCUACCUGGGCCUGGGAGCCAUCAGUUACUUCUUAGUCUUUGACCACAAGCUGAUGAAGCACCCACACUUUUUAGAGAAUCAGGUUCAGAGGGAGAUCAAAUAUGCCAUGACCUCUCUGCCCUGGAUCAGCCUUCCCACUGUGGCUCUGUUUUUUGCUGAAGUACGAGGAUACAGCAAACUGUACGACGCCGUUGAUGAAUCUCCACUGGGUUGGCCUGGUCUUUUCCUGAGUAUGAUUUCCUUCCUGUUUUUCACUGACAUGUGUAUCUACUGGAUUCACCGCUUCCUACACCACAAGCUUAUAUACAAGUUCUUUCACAAACCUCACCACAUAUGGAAAAUCCCAACUCCCUUUGCGAGCCACGCCUUCCACCCAGUGGACGGAUUCCUGCAGGGGCUCCCCUACCACAUCUACCCCUUCUUCUUCCCUCUCCACAAGGUGCUGUACCUGGGUCUCUAUGUUUUCGUCAACAUCUGGACUAUCUCUAUACAUGAUGGCGACUACAGAGUUCCCAGCUCCCUGAUCAGCGUCAUUAAUGGCUCAGCACACCACACUGACCAUCACCUCUUCUUCGACUACAAUUACGGCCAGUACUUCACACUGUGGGACCGCCUGGGAGGCUCCUACAGACACCCGUCGGCUCUGAUGGGCAAAGGCCCACACAAUCUGAUCCGAAAACUUCAAGCAGAAGGAAAGUUAGGAGACAAUGGAGGGAAGACCAAGGGCUCAGUCAUGCUGAAAGAGGAGUAAUGGCAAGAAGAAAGAAAUCUAUUUCUAAAAGUGAUCACUAUUUUUUUAAAGACUUUGUGCUAUGGCCACACUAAAGAGAAAUAAUUUUAAUAUGAAUGGACUUGCCAAAUAAGCAAUGUAGAAGUGCAUUAAAGGAGGGAGGAUAUUAAGAACUAUAACUGACAGAGCAGAGGGGCAUCAGAAACCUAAAGGAGCUGCUAUGUUGUAAUGUCACCAUUACUGAUAGACAUCAAGAAUGAAUGGGGAAAAUGACACAUUCACACUGAACAGAUAUAAAUAAAAACAAGUUGUUUGGUUGCACCUUUUUUACCCACAUGCCUGUUGAAAGGGAGUGUUGGACCCUGACUGGACUAAUAGUUGGGUACUAGUUGGUUUAUUAAGAAAAUAAAAGAAAAAAAAAACAGC